AUGAUUGACUUGCUACUCACGCAUGCAGAGCUAAGGAAGAUAAGCGGUAAGAUGGGCUGUAGUGCAUUCCAAACGCCAACUGUGGAUGUCGCUGAAAGUCCGAGCGAGUUCAAGCCAGCUUUUAGAGCUAGCUUGAGAGUGUUGCUUGCAGGUUCCACCACAAUCAGCACUCUCAAAUUCCUAGUUAAACUGCUCUUCCGCCGAGACGCAUUCGAAUCGGUAGACAGCUCCCUCCCAAGAGCUCUGGCUUUGUACACACUUGCAAACAGACUUCUCGGAAGGCUGCGUGGUAUUUCCAAAUCUUGGAUACCAGCGAUUUCAUCACCGGCGCUUCUGCUUAUAAAGCAGCCUCACUUGAGAUUCACUCUGGCUCUUUACACGUUAUCAGCAGUUGCAGAAGCAUUCUAUGACCUCUACAGCCAUCUUCUGCCGAAAGGGGGUAUAUACGACGCAAUCUUCAGCUCGAAUACGAUCUGGCUGUUGUCACAGUCGAGGCUUCUCAACAGCUUCGUCUACCAUCCAGAUAUUUUCCCGACAUCCUACGCCAAGAUCAUCUUCGCGCGGUCCGAAAAUUACAUACAAAGACGACCAGCAUGGGUCAGCCCACAGAGCCGCUGGCCAUCGCCUCGGGAUGUUCUUAACUACAUCGCUUCAGCAUCAGAGCACGCAUACCCCAAGCUCAGCGAUAGCGUACCCCUGCUUCGACAGCCUGUGCAACCUAUAAUUGAUUCAGCACACUCACAGCACACCCAAGCUAUCUGUGCAGCGUUACAUCCAGCUGAACCGAGCUGUCUCAAACAUUAUAUUGUUGCUCUUUUCAAAGAAUUGAAAGGCGCAGCUCGAUUUUCUGGUGUUUUAGCGGUGCUAAGUGCGCUGUUUAGGCUGAAAUCGGGGCUGAAGAAUCCAAUACUCACACUGCGCAAUAUUGCGAAAUCUACAGUUCAUGGCGCUGUAAUGAUAGGAGGAUCGAUAACCACCUCGUGGGCCACCACUUGCUUUUUGCAGAAGAUACUCCCGAAUGACGCGCUCAAGAAAAAGGCGCCGACAGCUGGCCAUGUACUGCGCUCGAUUAACCGCCGACCUUGA
Molecule: messenger RNA, 1086 nt
Organism: Wallemia ichthyophaga EXF-994
Lineage: Eukaryota; Fungi; Basidiomycota; Wallemiomycetes; Wallemiales; Wallemiaceae
Exons: 5
Coding region: 1-1086 (361 amino acids)
Source: RefSeq, a predicted model, not a curated record